UUACUACUCCUAAUCGAUGUGUCAAGCUGAACUCUCGCGAUACUUGCAGCAGUAGCUGAGCCCAGGAGCUGUUUGUUGAAGACUUGUCAUGUCAACAAAAGAGAAAAACUACUACCAAACAGGCAUGUGAAUGUGAGCAGAUGUGGAUUAGCCUGAAAGGAGACAAUCCAGACCUGAAUCUGUGCCUGCAGCAUCUUCACCUGCUGUCUCCAUGACGACCCCUCCUCUGGUGCCUCCCUUUGGUGGUCAGCCUCCUCAUCCUCCUCAGCAGCAGCAGCAGCAGGCCCAGGCAGCACGAGAUGUCAACACGUCCUCCUUGUGUCGCUAUGGAGAGGAGACAGUCCAAGACAUUGUCCUCAGGACGAUGGAGAUCUUUCAGCUCCUCAGGAACAUGCAGUUGCCUAACGGAGUCACCUACCAUCCCAACACCCAUCAGGACCGGCUGGGGAAACUCCAGGAGCAUCUACGAAUGCUUUCUGUUCUCUUUCGCAAGCUGCGCCUCGUCUACGACAAAUGCAGCGAGAACUGUGCCGGGCUGGACCCCAUACCGCCAGAGCAACUGAUACCCUUUGUGGAGGAGGACGGCUCCAAGCACGAGGACUGUUCAGCCGGGCAGAGCCAGCUCUCCAGCGAGGAGAGAAGAGAAAUCCUGGAAGUCAACAAGAUGUUGAAGCAGAAGAACCAGCAGCUGAAGCAGAUCAUGGACCAACUCCGGAACCUCAUCUGGGAGAUCAACUCCAUGCUGGCUGUCAGGAGCUGAGCCACACACACACACACACACACACACCCACCCACACACACACACACACACACACACACCCACCCACACACACACACACACACACACACACACACACACACACACACCCACCCACCCACCCACACA
This is a messenger RNA of Nothobranchius furzeri (turquoise killifish), 886 nucleotides long. It is a transcript of the gene med30, whose product is annotated as mediator complex subunit 30. Gene Ontology annotation, molecular function: transcription coregulator activity. Gene Ontology annotation, cellular component: mediator complex. NCBI's taxonomy places the organism in Eukaryota, Metazoa, Chordata, Actinopteri, Cyprinodontiformes, Nothobranchiidae. The record is from RefSeq and is a predicted model, not a curated record. Gene Ontology annotation, biological process: positive regulation of DNA-templated transcription.